Molecule: messenger RNA, 195 nt
Organism: Nipponia nippon (crested ibis)
Lineage: Eukaryota; Metazoa; Chordata; Aves; Pelecaniformes; Threskiornithidae
Source: RefSeq, a predicted model, not a curated record
AUGGGGACGCUUGGGAGAGCGUGGGCGCAAGAUGUCCGUCUGCCUGACCCGCGCUCCCUCCCCGGCAGCAAUCCCGCCUGGGGCCUUCGGGACACGGCACUGCUGCGGCAGCUGGCUGAGGCCAACGGGCUGCGCCUGGAGAGGAUGGUGGAUAUGCCGGCCAACAACAAGAGUCUCAUCUUCCGCAAGCAGUAG